Messenger RNA from Cyclocybe aegerita, 1692 nucleotides. Lineage: Eukaryota; Fungi; Basidiomycota; Agaricomycetes; Agaricales; Hemipholiotaceae. The record is from the annotation of a GenBank genome assembly.
AUGUACCAAACACCCAUCCACCAGCCGAUCAGCAGGAACACCUCGCCCGCUCCUGGGAUCAUGAACCCCCAGGCAGGAUACGGUUAUCCCGCUCCGAUUGCGCGCCCGAUCAGCAGAGCUGCGUCGCCCAUCCCGCCUGGCGGCAUCGCAAGUCACCGGUCACCUAUGCAGCCCGAUCCGCAAGCCUACGGCGGAUAUGGUGCACCUGUUCAUGGGUACGCUGCACCCAUCGCCCAGCGUCCCCUCAGCCGGGGGCCGUCACCAGCACCUCCAGGUGUUAUCGCUGGCCAUCGGUCGCCGAUGACGGACUUCCAGGUGGAGAAGAGAGCGAGGUCGCCGAAUCCUUAUGGACGCACGCCCCUGGGCCAGCCGGAGCCGACGGUGUAUAGGGAUGAGCUAGUAUAUCGCGACCAUGUGUCGGCGCUCAUCGCGGCGAAGGACACGCAAUUUGGGGUUAAUGGGAGGAUUCCGGUCGAUCCCGCACAGCUCGUGUUAUUCUUCAGGUCUAAGACUGGGAUUACCCAUUCUCUCGACUUCCCGGUGGAUGUUGCCUAUAACACACCUCCAGCCCUGGAUGUGCUCAUUGCAGCCUGCAGGCCCCAUCCUACAUCCGAUUACGACUCAUAUGGUGCUCGCGAAGGUCUUUUCUACCCAACCAACCUGCCCCUGACGGCCUCACUCGAGAUCGCCAACUACCCUAUUCUCGAUGCUAUCCGUAGUUCUCUCUUCCCGAACCUACCUCCUGGCCAAUACCUCACAGCCUUGAUCGAUCGCCUGGACGUUGUUGAAAGCGGCAGCCACUUGACGAGGCACUCACCUGCGCAACUGAGAAACGACGAGCGCGCCGCGACGAUCGUUGUCACUUUGCCAGUACGCUUCCGGGGUGGCGCGAUCGUUGUUCGCGAUUCGCAAGGACGAGAAGAGCGGUUCAUUGGCGGAGGAGGAAAAAAUGCAGACAUCGACUGGGUAGCCUUGCGUGCUGACUGCACCUACGAGGUCGAGCCCGUGCAAAAGGGAAUCCAGCUGUCGAUCUCAUAUGGAGUUUUCAUCAGGUCGUUUGGCCCAGCGAGCCCAAAUGCAGAUACUCUUGUCACCCCAACAGACAGAUUCUUCGAUUUAUUAUCGCCGAUUUUAAACAUGUCGCGAGGACGAACCAUUGCAUUCUGCCUCAAUUACGACUACACCGUAAACCCGGCUGAGGUUGUGGCGAAUACUGUUGUCACCCAGUUGAAAGGUGCUGAUGCCCUCCUCUACGACGCCUUCAAAUUCCAUAAGCUUGCUCCUGAACUACACUGGACGGCAGGUGGUUACGUCUGGCCUCAGGACCAUACCCUCGAAUUCUUCGGCGAUGACGUCGCCCAGCGACCACCCAACCCUCGCGGGAGCCCCAAUAUCAACAGGUCACCCUUCGGUGGCCCUCGGGGUGGUGCUAACAUCCCUCCUGUUCGGGGUGCCUUUGGUACCUACGGUGGCAACCCAACGGCGCCGUACAACAACGAGGAAGAGACAGAUACCCUUCGGGCGAGGGUGGAAGGAAGUGGGGCGGUGUCUCUUGAAGCGGCCAACAUUACACUGUUGACCGAUUUCAAUAAUCCUGCGCCGACGAUUGGGCGUGAGCGCGUUUAUUUCGUGUCAAAUGGAGAGUUGGAAAAGCUUGUGGUCAACAUCCUGCUGGUGGUUUAUAUUCCUUGA